Messenger RNA from Pisolithus orientalis, 303 nucleotides. RefSeq lists its product as uncharacterized. The transcript has 2 exons. The record is from RefSeq and is a predicted model, not a curated record. The coding region runs from base 1 to 303 and encodes 100 amino acids. Lineage: Eukaryota; Fungi; Basidiomycota; Agaricomycetes; Boletales; Pisolithaceae.
AUGGCCAACUCAGAACACUGCUGGGCUCUUGUUGGUGGUGAUGGUGGUGCCCAUGUUUAUGGGUCUGAGGACUGCCAUCAGACACGAGCCUUCCCCCUUGCAAUCCAAUGUAAAACAAGCUCUGAAACUAGCCACAUUGCAAAAACUCUUCAAGCCAUCAUAGAUACACUUCCACACAAUGCAGACUACAUGCAGAUACUUGCAGCAUUCAACAUUCCAUGUGUACAGACAUUACUGGAAGAUGAAAGUGGUUUUUAUGUGAUUGUCAUUGGUUCACCCCCUGGUAUUCAUCACACAGCAUGA